ACUAGCUUCUUGUUACUACUAGUAAGGCACUUGUUACUAGUAGCGAUGCCCUUGUUAUUAGUUUGAUUUUCUCCUGUGUUGCAAAAAGACUGUGCUUGUGGACAAGCCUCCCCAAGCCACUUCGCAUCGCUAUGGCCUGCAGCACAUCAAUGGAAAUGGGGGAUGAGAUUUCGAGGAGACCAACGUUGGGCCAAACUUUUGAGCUCCAUCCUUUCGCAGCCGGAUGCAGUUCUGCGAAGCACCCGUAUUUUGGUUGCGCUUCGCAGGGCCUCCCAAUGGCCUUUGGCAUUGGACUUUUUCACGGUGCUCAGAAGCACUUCGUUGAGGCUGGACACAAUUUGCUUCAAUGCUGCGCUGGCAGCUUGCCAAAGAGGAGCUUCUUGGCAGCUUGGGAUGCAGCUCUUACACGACAUGGAAGCUUCGAAUCAUCUUCCAAACAAUUCAAGUUGCAACACGCUUCUUGACUUUGGAUAGUCAGCAGCCUGGGCCAUGGCCUUAGCUCUCCUUGGAAGGACGAUCGGCCCCAAUGUUCUGGGUGGCACGGCUGCUAUCAGCGCCUGCGGUCGAGCAGAAGAGUGGCAACAAUCCUUGGCACUCUUCCGGGAUCUUUCGCUGGAAGGGAUAGUCGACAAGGUCAGCUUCAAUGCGAUGCUAAGCGCCUUUGCAUACUCAUCUCAGUGGGAACGCGGCCUGCAAUUUUUGCAAACGGACAUUGGAAACGGCCUUGACAGCUAUGGUCGAGUGUCUGCCGGGACGUGUUUUGCCAUUGCUGCUUUGUGGGAAGCAGCACUUGGGCUUCUGCCGGAAACUUUCAAGGCUCAGAGUCAUGUCACCCAUGUCUUCAAUGUUGUUGUGGCUGGUUGUGCACGGGCCUCUCAGUGGCAAAGGUGUUUGGACAUACUUCGCAUGAUGAAGUCCCUCUCCUUGAGUUCACUCCGUGUAUCUCCUGAUGAUGCCACUUAUAGCAGUGUCAUUAGCUCGUGCGACGGCAUCUCGCUUUGGCCUCGAGCUGUCGCCUUGCUUGCAGAGGCGAAGGCGGCUCAGGUGGAGAGAUUGAAGGCGGCGCCCAUCUCCAGUUGCAAUGCGGCUAUCACCAUCUGCGGUACCCAGCAUGAGUGGAGAUGGUCAUUGUGGAUUUUGGACAGCAAGACCGAUGCUUUGGACAGCCCCAAUGUGGACAGCUGGCCGGAUCUUAUGAGCAUGAAGUCGGCUCUGAUUUCUUGCGAGCGUGCUUCCAAAUGGCAGGAAUGCAUACAACUGCUUCACAUGAUGCGGGGCCCCAUGCCUGACAGAAUGAAUGCGUCCAGACGGUGUUCGGGCACUGUAGGCGUGACUUCAUUGCCUGAUCUCGUCAGCUUGACUUCAUGCGCAAGUGCCUGUGAAAAGGCACAGCUGUGGCCGAUUGCCCUCCAACUCCUCAACUCCGAUGCGCUGGAGGUAUCAUUCAAAACGGAGUGUUUGCCGCUGCCUUGGAUGGUUUUAUGUCGAGCCUUUGCUACUGCAAAGUGCUGGCAGAGGAGUUUGCAUUUUUUUACUGAGAUGACUUGCUGGAACUUGCACGACCUACCCUCUUUGGAUACAGUUCUCAAAUCUCUAGCGGAUGCAACGAAAUGGUCACACGCCCUGCUUCUGCUCCAUGCACAGUCAUUGACAGGCCUCCAAGCAGAUGUGGCCGCUGGGGCCCACGCAGUGCGGGCUGCCCAAGAACAGCACAUCAACAGCAUGAAAGAAAGAAUUGACUUGCCAGAGCUACGAGAGCUACGGGAACUCCGAAGCUGCGGAUGCUUUCUUCCCGCGGAGCGGGCGGAGAACCUCCACUGGGUCAAGGCUACAACCUUGGGCGGCCUCAGCCCUCUGACGGCACGAGUGCUCCUUGCUGAUCACUGUAUUUUCACAAAGCCUGGCGGCCAGAUGCAAAAAUGUCCUGUGCUGCUCGUGGUUGAAGGGGUAGCGGGGCAAGAUUGCGCAGCUAGGCUUCAGGACAAAAGCUCCAGGUGGCAAGAGACCAUCAUGUGCCGAGCAACAUGGAGCCUGGUCAGCCUGGUCAGCCUGGUCAUGGUCACUCUUGUACAGUCGUGUCCAGAUUACCUGGUCAACGUGACUCGUUGCAACCGUGUUGACCGUGUUGAAGACAUCAUUGGGCCCUCAGCUCCAACGUGCACCUAUGAUCCGACCUUCAGAGUGAGCAAUGCUCUCGACUGGGCCUAUAAUUGCAGUCUUCCAGUUGAAAUCCGUGUGGGAUUAACAAUGUCCCUCACUGGGAACCUCAGCGAUGCUUCUUACAACGAGAAUGUAUUGGAACUUCUGAAAGAAUGGAGCAGUCAGACCUCCAACCAAUCAGUUACACCAAUGAAGCUGCAGGGACUGAAUUUAGACAUUGUCCGGUGGUGUCCACGCUUCUGUGUCAUGGACGACGAAAGCUCAGAACAAAAGAUGGUUGAGUUGUACAGAUCCUUUGCAGGAGACGGAACUAGUGCUCCCCCGUCUCAAAUCUGGUUGGGCCCAUCAACUUACUCCUUUCGUAAUGCAGCAGCACAAGUUGCGAACGAGUACCAGACGCCGAUCAUAUUGUGGUCGAUUCCUCAUUUGUGGAGAAACUUUUCGAUAGAUCACAGUCAGGCUGCUGCUACAGCGGCCUCCUUGGAGCCUCCGUCAACUACCACAAGGUUGAUCAAAGACCAAAUCUCUGCAACCACAAGGGUAUCUUCAGGAAAGGGAUGA
Messenger RNA from Durusdinium trenchii, 2721 nucleotides. Lineage: Eukaryota; Dinophyceae; Suessiales; Symbiodiniaceae. The record is from the annotation of a GenBank genome assembly.